AUGGGUGGCGCUAGCAGAGAAGGUGGCAAGGCCAAGCCUCUUAAGGCCGCUAAGAAGGAGAAGAAGGAGCUAGACGAGGACGAGCUUGCAUUCCGUGAGAAGCAGAAGGCCGAUGCCAAGGCGAAGAAGGACAUGGCUGAGGCUGCCAAGGGCAAGAAGGGACCCCUCAACACUGGUCAGCAGGGUAUCAAGAAGUCUGGCAAGAAAUAA
Messenger RNA from Penicillium malachiteum, 210 nucleotides. RefSeq lists its product as uncharacterized. Lineage: Eukaryota; Fungi; Ascomycota; Eurotiomycetes; Eurotiales; Aspergillaceae. Bases 1 to 210 code for a protein of 69 amino acids. The record is from RefSeq and is a predicted model, not a curated record. The transcript is spliced from 3 exons.